AGUCAUGAUGACUGUGGUGAAGAGUGACUGAAACACUGUCUAAAAUCAAAGCCAGACUCCUCCUACUCUAAUAGUUCAGUUUAUCACCUGACAAACAGAAGUGUUUGACAUGUGUCAGAGAUGGAGCUAGCUAAAAAUUAAACUUUUACUUCCAUCGUUGGCUGAAAAUAUCAACUUGAAAGACAGUUAAAUAAAACAGAAACAAUCUUAUUGAAUCUAAUGUCAAUGUUUCAAACUUUUAAAUGAAGCAGAACCUCUGCCAAAGUUUGUAGGUGCAUAGUUUAGUUUUGUUUAUCAAACUAAGGUUUGUAAGGUCAAAAUAAGUCACUGGUAACUUCCCUCUUUAAGAAGGAACAGAACGUAGAUGUGAGAACGAGCUUCACUCAUAUCAUGUCUUUGUUUGGACAUGUGUCACAUGAAUGCACAUGAAAGUUCCCUUUUUUUUCAGUCUGAGUCAUCACCGUUCCCUUAAAAGUCUGGACAAAAAAACUUUUUUGAAAUAACAGUUUUGUGAAAACAAUGGAUUGGAUUGUAAUCCACAUUAUUGAAUUGUAAUGAAUAUAAGACUAAAUCAAAACUACCUUAAAGUCUAUUUCUUGUUCUGCCAAGAGGAAACUGUAUGAAUAUUAUUAUUAUGCAAAUGACCAUACUGUGUUAAUUGAAACACUUCCUCGAGCACUUUCGUUCUAACUUCUUCUUUACCCAGAAUUCAAUCAGAAUUGUCAUCAGCAGACUGUGGUUGAAAGCACAUGAUCAGAAAGAAACAGCAAUAUUUUAAUUUGUUUAGUUUAGUUUGUCUGUUUUCCUCAGUACUGUUUGUUCCAUUAUUUUUUAUAUUCAAAUGUGUCAACUUUUUAUUUCCUUAACUUCUCCUUUUUAUUCACCUAUUUAUACUGUUCAGACCAUUCUAUAUACACCGCGUAUACCCUUCAAGGUUGGGGUCACUCAUACAAUUUUUGUUUUACAUUAAAACUUACAUGUUUAUUCAUCAAAGAGUUGAAUGAAUAGAAAAUAUAGUCAAGAUUAGAAAUAAUGAUUUUUAUUUGCAAUUAUAAUUUUAGCCUUUAAACUUUGCUUUUGUCAAAGAAUGCUCCCUUUGCAGCAAUUACAGGUAUUCUUUGGCAUUAUAGCUGUUCAUUUGUUGAAGUAAUCAACCCACAAAUGUGAUGCACCUGAUACUUAGCUAGCUAAAGGAAUGCUAGUUCUGUACUUUCUCUAACCAGAUGGUUUUCAGCUAUGCUAACAAAAAAAAAACACAGGGGUUUAAAGGAAUGUCUUUUAAUCUAUUAGCCUUCUAAUGCAAUUAGCAAACACAAUGUAGCAUUAGAACACUGGAAUAAUAGUUGCUGGAAAAUGGCCUUUAUACACCUAUAAAAAUAUUUAAGUAAAAACCAGAUGUUUGUAGCAAGAAUAGUCAUUUACCAUAUUGACAAAUGUUCUGAUUAAUUAAUGUAAUCCUCAUUGGAAAAAAACAGUUCCUUCAAAAAUAAUAACAUUUCUAAGUGACUCCAAACUUUUAAGCGGCAGUGUACGUAAAUCUGUAGUGUUAUUAGGGGUGUUAAAUUAACGAGUCAAUUGCAAUUAAUUAAUUACAGACACAGUUAGCGUGUUAUGUUUUUUAAUCACAUUAAUCAAUAUUUUAAUCUCUAACUUUACUGUUGCUGUAUGCAAGUUGCAUUUUGUUUUUUAUGGGCUUCAUGUGCUCCAGUUGUUGGGGGUGGAAAACUAGAAUAGAAUUUAUAGUUAGUUACCGAAGUGUGUUAAACCAUAAUCUGCUAUCAAAGUGUGUUAAAUCAUAAUCUGCUUGUCAGGAACAGGUACUCCUUUGUUGAAGAUGCACAGGAAAUGUCCAUCAAGAACUUCCUUUUUAGGAGAUCUUGCUUUGCACAGGAAAUAUCCUGUAAGUACUCCUAGAAAUGUUUUACGAUGUGGUCCACAAAGGAUAAGGUCUGUUCCUCAUCAAUUAUGUGAAUCGUGUGAACUUUGCCCAAAGAGUAUAUACGUAAUGAAAAAACAACUGCUCAGUACUUAUGUAACUUUCUCAAUAAAACGAGCUGCAGACCUCAUACACACUGGGACUUAGGUGAGCCAGCUCUGCGAAGCUGUUGGCCUCUCUGCUCUCCCUCACAGCGAGUAAAACUUACAAUGUUGUCAUGUGUGGUUCUUUUCAGGUCAUUCUAUCUGUGGCAGUUAGGUGACAAUAGUGGUGGCUGAAUAACGUAAUUUUCGGCACCAACAAAAACAAUGGUCAGUCACACCUGAAGUGGACAUUGAUUGGCUGUCAUUGUGUUUGGGCUGGUUUAGCAGUUCUGUUAGGCAACUGGACGUGCCUAACAGAACUUUUUAAACUUAACCAUGACCUAGAUGACUGAGAAUCUUCAUAGACAUAGAGUGAAGAACCGUGAGGAGACGUGAAAAGGGAGCAGCGUAUAAGAGUUGUCUGUCUAAUGAACGAGAAAUUUACAUUUCAAAAACAUCCUGAUGGCACCAUCGAUAAAGGUAGAGUGAUAUGCCUUCAUUGUAGGAAGGAAUUUGUAAAUAAAUGGGUCUUAUUAGAAAGCAGUAAAUGUUAUUCUUGUAAUGUUAUUCGUUAUAAGUUAAAACCUUUUAAGUGGAAGUGGACAGACUCGAGUCACAUUGUCUCUGUUGAAAGCGACCAGUUAAUCAAACGACCUUUGAAUAAGGUCACAGAUUAAAGAUUUCCUCUCAGGCAUUAAUCAAUCAUAGAGCAGAAGCAAUAGUCUAUAGUUCAGCUUUGUGAGAGUGGGUUUUUUGUGUAUGUGUUUUUGUGUGUGUGUGUCUGUGUGUGUGUUACUCUAUAUGGUGUUCCUCCUCCCCCCCAAGGAUGUCAAACCCGUUCUGCCUCCUCUUUCUUCUUUUUCUUCUUCUCCUCCUCCUCCUCCUACAAGCAUGUGACCAUGUGAUCAUGACCACUGAAGAAACUUGUGACCAAAGAAACUACACCGGCAGCAGGGGCAGCUCGAAACAGUGUGAGAUAAAAAGCUAGACAACGGUUCCACAGUUGUUCUUCAUCUAACUCCUUCUUGGGUCACACACUCAGUAUGGACUGCGGGAUACUAACGUCUAAGAGCAUCCUCCUGCUACUCAGCCUGAUAUUCUGGGCUGCAGGAGCAGCGUUGGCUUACAUCGGUGCCUAUGUGAUCAGGAGCUACAGCACCUUUGACAGUUUCAUUCAGGACAAUUUUGUUCUUGUGCCGGCAGCCAUCCUCAUCAGCGUGGCCGUGUUGAUGUUCUUCUUUGGUCUGUUGGGAUGCUGCUCCACCCUGCAGGAAUUCAAAUGUGGCCUCAGCUUUUUCUUCCUGAUCAUCAUGGCAAUGUUUGCAGCUGAAGUCGCUGCUUUAGUGUUCAGCUUUAUCUACCAGAAAAAGAUCAAUGGAGACCUGGAGCUCUCAAUGAAUGAAACUUUUGCAAAGUAUAAUGAUCCGGGCACUUGGUCCAAAGAUGUGGACUACCUGCAGACGGAGCUGCAGUGCUGUGGCAUUAAGAAUUACACCAGCUGGACCAACACAACCUGGUUCACCAGCCACAACAACACCGUUCCUCUGUCCUGCUGUAAAGCCAGCAGCACAGGCAGACUGGACCAACCAGCCGAGCUGAACAUAGAGGGUUGUGAAGGCAAACUGGAAAGCCUCAUAGAGAAUGUGUGGGGUUAUGCCGUGCUGGUUAUUUUGGGCUUUGCCAUCAUCAAGUUCUUCGGAAUGCUAAGCGUCUGUGUGAUCACCUGUCAAAUCAGCAAUCAAAGAAGUGGCUACCAGCCUUUCUAUGCCUGAAUCACUGCAGAAACUCAGUUCGAUCCACGUAGUGUGACAUUAACUGGAUGAUGUGAGCCUUUCCUGUUACAUAGGGACAAAAUAUCUGAAAGUUUUUAAUUGUAAUUUGAAAACAUGGUACUUUUAUGUAGCAGGCCCUGGUUAAUAUUGGUGUAAGGAACUUCAAAUUUUGGUAAAGGAUGCUAAAGAUUUUCCAUUUGUGAGUCCUUCAGGUCAAAACAGAGAACAGUUUUGGACAUUUAUGCUCAUGAGUCACAUGGAAUAUUUAAAGUCGAUAUAUUUUUAAAUAAAAACACUGUUUUCCUGGGGAGUACCACAACCUGCAUAGUCAGCAAAUAUGACAUUAUAUUGUAAAUCAGGAAUGCNNNNUGAGAAAAGAUUUUUUUUUUUUUGCUGUGAUUACACAGAAUAGAUACAGUAUAUUUCAUUAACGUAAGUGUAUUUAAUUAAGAUGCACAUUUGUUUUGUGAAAUGUGUGCUUAUUACGUAUCUAAAUAAAAGGGUCAAGACUUCACACAAAAAA
Messenger RNA from Cynoglossus semilaevis (tongue sole), 4314 nucleotides. RefSeq names its product tetraspanin 36 (gene tspan36). The record is from RefSeq and is a predicted model, not a curated record. Gene Ontology annotation, cellular component: plasma membrane. NCBI's taxonomy places the organism in Eukaryota, Metazoa, Chordata, Actinopteri, Pleuronectiformes, Cynoglossidae.